AUGGCGGUGGUGGGCAAAGAGCGGUUGGACUCGCUGCAGUGCGGCGAGACAGGCCAGGGCCUCGACGACCGAAUCACGGGCGGCGGUUAUUUGGACGAGGUUCAAGUGGUUGCGGUGAUGGACCACGGCCAGCAAUCUGAGGCGUUUGAUUUGGGUGCCGUCUCUGUGGCCUUCGCCGGUCCCAGGAGGACCGCCGAUGACCUUAUCUGCCUUCUGGCAAGGCGCCUUUCGCCCAAGCGCCUGGUGGUCGUGGCCAGCAGCGACCGCGAGUUGAGGCAAAGAUCGGAAUCCUCGCCGGAGACGCCAAAGCAGCAGCUCCGGCGCAUCCGCCGUGAACGAAGCGGAGGAUCUCGAGGAUUUGCGACAUGGGUUUCCUCGCUCGCGAGGGGCGAAUUCCAAGAGCUCCUCCGCGGCACGCCGGUGCCCCCACUGCCCGAGGGCCUCGCCUCUCUCCACGCGGAGGAGCAAAGCCAACGCCUGGACAGCCUGAAGAGAUCUUACGUCGAACCCAGGGAACGCCGCCGGCAAGCAGCCCGCAGGCUACAGGAAUGGUUCGCCACCAGGGCGAGGUUCAAGCGAGAGCAAGGGGAUGCUCGGCAAGAAGCCAGUACGGAAGAGCUCCAGAUGAAGCAGCUCUGUGCCGUUCUCACCGGCAUGCAGGUCUCGCACAACUACGAGCAGGGCCAGCAGCUGUUGCAGAAUCGAGACUUCAGCACCAAGUCUGCCUUCUUCCAGACCGUGCUGGAGAUAGGACGGCGGUACAAGAUCUUGAACCCAGAGCGCAUGCGCGAUUCAUAUGGGAAGCUGAUGUAUUUCCUCCAGGACUCCAGAAAACCCGAGGUUCGCGAUCUUUUGGAGUUCGACGUCGUGUCGCCCGUGCGAUCUGUGUGGCACGUCCUCAGCCGAUCUCCGAAGGGGACGCAGCUGCUUCAGGACCCAUGGAUUGGUUUGCAAAGAUGUGGAUCCAUUUCGACUGAAGCAUCCAAUGCACCAGGCAAAGACAUCGUCUCGAUUCUGAAUUAA
Molecule: messenger RNA, 1023 nt
Organism: Symbiodinium sp. CCMP2592
Lineage: Eukaryota; Dinophyceae; Suessiales; Symbiodiniaceae
Source: the annotation of a GenBank genome assembly